This is a messenger RNA of Biomphalaria glabrata, 2923 nucleotides long. RefSeq names its product carbohydrate sulfotransferase 5-like. Gene Ontology annotation, molecular function: N-acetylglucosamine 6-O-sulfotransferase activity. The transcript has 9 exons. NCBI's taxonomy places the organism in Eukaryota, Metazoa, Mollusca, Gastropoda, Planorbidae. The record is from RefSeq and is a predicted model, not a curated record. The coding region runs from base 240 to 1466 and encodes 408 amino acids. Gene Ontology annotation, biological process: N-acetylglucosamine metabolic process; sulfur compound metabolic process.
AGGGAGCAUGGAGUUUCAAUAGUUGGGCGUGAGUGCAUCGCAAGACAUUAAUUUCCACUGCGCGCUUUACGUGUGGGGCGAGGCGCUUACAACUCUUGUUCUUGGGUGACAAGCCUUUGUGUUGCGGGGCGGAGGAGGUGGAUGUAGAUGAAUGAAGGUCUAAAAAAAAAAAGAAAUGGGCUAGUCAAUGGCUACUACCUUGUUCAUAGACCUAGAGUGUAGGCUAGGAAACGAACAAGAUGUAUAAAAGAGCCAGCCCAUGGAAAAAACAAUGUUUGAUGAUGACACUGUCAGUGAUUUUCAUCUGUUUGUCCACUCUGCAGAUUCAUGUCCAGCUGUCCGGCUCAAGGGCUAUCUAUCUCAACAUAACAUCCAUGUCCUACAUUCGACACAUCACAGAAACCAGGUGUAGCAAUAAGACAGAGCCAAGCUGGUCAAGUAGCCUUGAGCCCAAGCAGUACAAGCAUGUUUCCCCUCGAACCAAGGUCAUAGUUUUGAGCUACAUGCGCAGUGGCUCAACUUUUUGUGGAGAUCUUCUGCAGGCUCACCCAGACGUCUUCUACGUUUACGAGCCUCUUCUCUACCUGUGGGAUUACUAUGUGCCAAGGAAAGACAGAAGUUUUGAGCUUAGGUUUCGAACCAAAUCAUUUUGGCGCAAAACAAAAACGUUUAUUCCUCCACCGCUGGACUUUCUUGACUUCAUGUUUCAUUGUAAUAUCAGCAAGUACAACACAGAAUUUCUGACCAACGUCCACCACAGUCAGGACUUUGCAGGGUGUCUUCAAGGCAGGAGUAGAAGUAAUAUAGUCAAUAUGACUGAAGACUGCAUAGCUGAUGUAAGGAACAGAUGCCAAAUUGCCAGCGUAGUCUUGCAGAAGGUAGUCCGGCUGAGCAUGGCUGAGGUCGACAUCUAUCUGCAGCGGGAACCCGCCUUGAAGAUAAUCCAUCUGGUGCGUGACCCGCGAGGCAUUCUCUUGUCACGAAUGAACUUCAACAACAAGCAGUUUGGCGAGAUGCAUAAAAAUUUUACCAGCUUUUGUCGGCGCAUUCACGAAGAUAUCGUGAUCUCUCGGGAGAUAUCGCACAAGCACUUAGGUAAAAUUUUGACAGUCAGAUACGAAGAUCUGGCCCAAGAGCCCCUUCAAACGACUGAGCUUAUGUACAAGUUUGUGGGUCUGACGAUGCUGCCCUCUGUCCGAGACUAUGUGCACAGAGUGACCCAACAUGAGGCUGUGCAAGUCAACGGGAAAACGGCAGCGAAACAAACUUCUCGUCAAGAUCCCUUCCUUACAGCCAAUCGCUGGCGCCUGGAGCUUCCUUUCUCUCUAGUCCAGCAAGUAGAUGAGAGCUGCAGGGAUGUGCUGACCAGUAUGGGCUACCUGACAUUCUCACGCGAAAACCAACUGAGAGACAUCACUCUACCAGCCAGGCUCCAAAACUAUGGAUAUGGAUUGAUGACCGCAUAAUGAUCGCUUCCUGAAAAUGUUUAUGCCCUUUAGUGUCUUCACAUUUGUAAAGGUUGAUUACAAAGAUAUCAAAGAAAUGUGGUGAAUGUGAAAUCAAAUCAAUGUGAUAUAGUGAUAUAUGCGUGUAACACAAAUUUUCACAAUGUCAAAGGAGACUUUGAGACAAUGGAAAUGGCCAAGGCUUAAACUAGAAUUGGUGUACAAGCAUAGGCAAAGUAACAAAAAAUACUUAUUUUGUAACAGAACAUGUUCUUAGAACAUACACAAAUUGCCUUUAAGAGUCUUGGUACAAACAAAAAUGUUAUGUCACGUGAUCACGUUGCUUAAAAAGCUACCUGCCUAAUGAUUGUCAUCAUUGGAGAGAGAUGACGUGACACUAGCAGACCAAAACUAAAACAUGACGUAAAACUAAUAGAACUGGCCUUAUACAAACAGAAAUGACUUAGCACUAGCAGGGAUGAUUUAACAAUGACAGACAUGACUUGUCACUAACAGAAUUGACUUUGCACUUACAUAGCUCUGUAAGCCUUGAGCCUUAAUGGCGGUCCAAGACUUGCAUCACAGCCAAAUAAGAGAAAGUUUGCUUCUCCUAAGACCAAUCUUUCACUAUUGACUACUGUACACAAAGUGUGUGUAGAUUGAAUUGAAACAAAAUUCCGCACAAACUGCAAAUGUAUGUCAAGGUUAAGCAUUGUGGUCCUUAAUAUUUUAUUUAUCUAAUAGGCUUUGCGAGAUGUUACCUACACCAAGAAAUUCACUUCUUUUUUUAAUUACCUAAUUUAAAAAAUAAAAUUUUGUGUCUCUGAUUCAAACUAGUUUUGGUUGUUUAAAUCAAGGCCAACAAGAAUUCUACUUUCCCCAACUAAAGUCAGGUAUCCAUUAGAGUAGGGUGGACUCCCGAAAUUCAAAAUCCCAGUCUUCAUUGAGAUUCGAACCCAGGACCCCAGGUUUGGAAGCCGAGUGCUGAACCACUCAGCCACCGUGCCCCCCCCCCCCCCCCAUAGAUCGAAAGGUCUGAAAGGGGAAACUUUACUUUUUUUUUACUUUACUAAAAGAAUUGUUAUUCAACUCUCCUAUAAACUAGCAGCAAUAAUAGAGACCAUCAUAAAUCCUUAAUCUUUGUACAAUUUAAUAAUAUUCUUUAAUGAGAAGUCCAAAAUACAAUAAGUACCAUACUAUUUAUACCUUUUCAAAAAUAGGUGUAGGCAAUAAAACUCUCCCAAGCCUGGCAUUGUGACCAGUCUUUUGUAUUUGUUCAGAUUUCUAUGAAAGAAAUGUUCUUUUGGUCAUUUCCUUUAAAAACAAAUCAUGUGCAUUUUAAAUGAUUAUAAUAUUGUUUAUAAAUAAAUCAGAAAUUGUAUGUGAAAGAUGAACUAUUUGUCUUGUAUUCAUUCCACACAUUUGACAUUAUUUUUUUUUAUUUCAACUUUUGUGCUUAAUAAAGAAUACAUAAAUCA